AUGAAAUACAAAGAGAUGGAGACCGAGACACCCCUUAAAAGUAAGACUAAGGUAAUGAAGUCACGAUUUAAUAAGGAAGAAACGGAAUUAGAUCGUUUAUUAAAGCCUGUAGAUAGCCUCAUAGAAAAGUGGAGAAUUCUGCCCCACUUUUUAAAGACAGAAGGCUUAGUGAAGCACCAUAUUGAAUCAUACAAUUAUUUUGUCACUGUGGAUAUUAGAAAUAUAAUCCGAGCUCAUUCUAAUCGAUUUAUUAAAAGUGAUGUUGAUCCAUCCUUCUUUAUAGAGUUCUUGGAUGCACGAGUAGGUAUGCCUAAACUAGAAGAAAAUAUGGUAACUAUUGAUUUAACUCCAAUGAUGUGUAGGAUGAGAGAUAUAACAUAUGCUGCUCCUAUUUAUGUGGAUGUUGACUAUGUUAGAGGCAAUAAUGUAGUAAGGAAGAAGAAUGUUGAAAUAGGACGUAUUCCAGUCAUGCUGCGCUCUAAAGUAUGUAUACUAUAUGGAAAAACACCUUUAGAGAUGAUAAACUUGUCAGAAUGUCCUCAUGACCCCGGUGGGUACUUUGUAGUUAAAGGUACUGAAAAGGUUAUUUUGAUGCAAGAGCAAUUGAGUAAAAAUCGUAUCAUUGUGGAAUUAGAUAAUAAGCAUAAUUAUUGUGCUACUGUAACUUCGACAACUGCUGAAAGUAAAAGUCGCACUUUGGUUGUCUACAAAAAUGGCAAGUUAUAUUUACGACACAAUUCUUUCACAGAUGAUAUACCUUUAUGUAUUGUACUAAAAGCAAUGGGAAUAGAGACAGAACAGGAACUAUUUCAAGUAAUUGGUAAUAAAAGCUACCACUAUGAAGGUAUUAUCACUUCUUUGCAAGAUGUUCAUAUAGAAAAAAUUAUAACGCAGAGACAGGCAUUACAGUUUAUGUCAAAGCGGAUGAAAUCAAAAGUGCGCAUGUCGUUUGGUUUUACUGGAGGACGUCCUAAUAGGCAUAAUCCAACUUAUACUGAGCAAAAUAGAUCGGAAGAAGCAUUAGACCGGAUGAAUACAAGCAAUGCUGAUAAUACACUAGUUCGUCAAGUUAAUGGAAUUGAGGACGUAUUAGAGACACUAAACCGAGUCGUUUUAUCUCAUGUUGGUACUAUUUAUGGUGAUUUACGUCCAAAAGCUCUUAUUCUAUGCCUUAUGGCAAGACGUGUUAUUGAUGCCUCUGAAAACCAAAGUUUACUAGAUGAUAAGGAUUAUUAUGGAAAUAAACGUAUAGAAUUAGCUGGACAACUCAUCUCUAUCCUAUUUGAAGAUUUAUUUAAGAGAUUUGCAUCAUUAACAAAGAAACAAAUUGAUCAAACUCUUGUGAGAUACUUCCAGACAAAAGAUAAUUCCUCAAAAGUAACUUCGGGAAAGGAGGAUACAAAUUCGAACUACCCAGAUUGUUUCCGUAAUCUCCCAACUGAUAUAAUCACACGUGGAAUGCAAACUGCACUUAGUACCGGAAACUGGUCUAUUAAGCGUUUUAGAAUGGAGAGAAGUGGUAUGACACAGGUUUUGUCACGUUAUUCAUAUAUUUCAGCUCUAGGUAUUAUGACUCGCGUUGAUUCUCAAUUUGAGAAGGCUCGCAAAGUAAGUGGGCCACGUGCGCUACAACCUUCACAAUGGGGGAUUUUAUGUCCAUGUGAUACACCAGAAGGUGAAUCUUGUGGUUUAGUUAAAAAUUUGGCUUUAACAACACACAUUACAACUGAUCAUAAUCCACAAUAUUUGAUUGGGUUACUUUUUAGUCUUGGAGUGCAAGAUAUUGCAUCUGCAUCAUGGUUUGAAUGGAAGCAACACUCUCAAGAUGGUAAUACAAGUCUUCGGGAACAUAACUUAAGCGGAAAUGCUUAUUUUAUAUUUAUCAAUGGUGCAUUGCUAGGUAUUCAUUAUAAUCCAGAAACUUUAGCAAGUAAUCUUAGAGACCUUAGAAGAAAAGGCUACAUUAGCCAAUUUGUAUCAAUUUUCUGUAAUCAUUCACAAUAUUCAGUGCAAAUAGCAACUGAUGGAGGCCGUCUUUGUAGACCACUUAUAAUAGUUGACAACGGGAAACAAAGAAUUCAAAAGGAACAUAUAGAAAACCUAGAAAAUAAGCAAAUAACCUUUAAUGACCUUAUUAAUAAAGGUAUACUAGAAUGGAUUGAUGUUAAUGAGGAAAAUAAUUUACUAAUUGCUUUGAAAGAGGAAAAUAUAACAGAAGAAACGACACAUGUAGAAAUAGAUCCUUUGGCAAUUCUUGGAGUUGUAAGUGGUUUGAUUCCAUAUCCGAAUCAUAAUCAGAGUCCUAGAAACACCUAUCAGUGUGCUAUGGGAAAACAAGUUAUGGGAGUAGUAGGACUUAAUCAAUUUUUACGAUGUGAUUCAAUAUUAUACCUACUGGUCUAUCCCCAAAAACCUCUUUGUAAAACCAGGACAAUUGAAAUGAUAAACUUUGAACAACUACCAGCAGGUCAAAACUCCUCUGUAGCUAUUAUGAGUUACACUGGUUAUGAUAUAGAAGAUGCCAUUAUAAUGAACAAGGCUUCAAUUGAUCGUGGGUUUGCAAGAUGUUUUGUGAUUAAGAGACAAACUGUAGAACUACAAAAGCUCCCUAAUGGAUUAGCUGAAUGUGUUAUAGGGCCAAAUAAGCUUUUGGAUAAUAGUUCCACUAAAGUAUAUAACUCAAACUGGAAUGUAUUGGAAGAAGAUGGAAUAUGCCGUGUAGGUGAAAUGGUUGCUGAAGAUGAUAUUAUUGUGAAUAAAGUUUCUCCUAUAAAUACACGAGAAUAUGUUGGUGACCCAUCACAAGUCAACUUAUCUGAAUAUAGAUUAACACCUAUCAAAUAUAAGGGAAUAGCACCAUCUUAUAUAGAUCGUGUAUUAUUAACAGAAAACUCUGAAGGUAGCCAUAUUUAUAAAAUUAUUACGAGACAAACAAGGCUUCCAGAACUAGGUGAUAAAUUUAGCUCACGUCAUGGACAAAAAGGUGUUGUCGGUCUAAUUGUUUCUCAGGAAGAUUUUCCAUUUUCUGAAUCUGGUUGGUGCCCUGAUCUUAUUAUGAACCCUCAUGGAUUCCCUUCUAGAAUGACUGUAGGAAAGCUAAUGGAGCUAAUUUCAAGUAAAGCAAGUGUACUUGAUGGUAAUUAUAGAUAUGGAACUGCUUUUGGUGGAACUCCAGUAGAGGAUGCAGCAAAGUGUCUUAUACAAAAUGGUUUCCAUUAUUCUGGAAAAGAGUAUUUAACAUCUGGUAUUACUGGAGAAGCUAUAGAAACAUAUAUCUUUGUUGGCCCAAUAUUCUAUCAAAAGCUAAGACAUAUGGUUUUAGAUAAGAUGCAUGCUAGAGGAAGGGGUCCAAGACAAAUAUUAACUAGACAACCUACUGAGGGAAGAUCCAAAGAUGGUGGUCUACGUUUAGGUGAAAUGGAAAGAGAUUGCUUAGUUGCAUAUGGUGCCAGUAAUUUGUUGAUAGAACGUUUGAUGCUGAAUUCAGAUGUAUUUGAGACAUAUGUCUGUAAUAAAUGUGGACUCUUUGGGUAUAAUAACUAUUGUCAUUAUUGUAGAAAUUCGGAUGAUAUAUCUAUCAUAAGACUACCUUAUGCGUGUAAGUUAUUAUUCCAAGAAUUGCAGGCAAUGAAUGUAUGCCCAAGAAUUAAAACUAAAUAG
Molecule: messenger RNA, 3660 nt
Organism: Cryptosporidium muris RN66
Lineage: Eukaryota; Apicomplexa; Conoidasida; Eucoccidiorida; Cryptosporidiidae
Product: DNA-directed RNA polymerase, beta subunit family protein
Exons: 1
Coding region: 1-3660 (1219 amino acids)
Biological process (GO): DNA-templated transcription
Cellular component (GO): RNA polymerase III complex
Molecular function (GO): DNA-directed RNA polymerase activity; DNA binding; ribonucleoside binding
Source: RefSeq, a predicted model, not a curated record